Messenger RNA from Blepharisma stoltei, 1158 nucleotides. NCBI's taxonomy places the organism in Eukaryota, Ciliophora, Heterotrichea, Heterotrichida, Blepharismidae. The record is from the annotation of a GenBank genome assembly.
AUGGAUGAAAUCUGAUUUGGUAAUAAUAUACCUUCUGGAAUUUCAGUGUUAAUUGAUGUAGAUGGUGGAGUCGAAGUGCUGCCCUCAGGAACAAAAAAAUCUAUUUAUUUUUUUUUAUAAUUUAGUACUCUCUUUUGCUUUAAAUAUCCACUAAAAUGUUUCCACUCUCAUUUAAAUUUCAGCUCGAAGACUCAAUAUAACGCUUCUUAAAAGAAAUCAGUAAGAAAUAGUACCCAUCUGGAACUCCUUGUAAUAACUCAUCAUGCAUAUUGGCUUUAAAGAAUGAUGAUUGCAUAUAGAUAGUCUUUCGAAACUGCAUAUUGAUGGGAUAAAUGGUAUGGUAUGCUCCCAAAUAUAAAUUCAUCUUUCUAGUAUUGGCAUUUUAAUAAGAAAUUGCACAGUAGGGCAGUGCUCAAAAGAUCCAAUAAUCUAUAUACCCCAUUUCAUCUUUUCUUAAGCCCAACAGAAAUUUAUAAUCAAUCUCCAUCUUUCAUCAUCAAAAGCUAAACCCUGUCAGAGGCUGCAAUAAAACAUCAAGUGACCUAUAUCUAUUUCAACAAUAGCAUCUAUUGCUUUUGAGGAAAACGCGGAAUACAUUCAACUCAAUCUAGUAGAUUUGAUUUGGAUUUAAAUCGAUGAAUUAAAUUAACUCCAAUGCCAAAGCUUGAUUAUAGGUGCAGUAGUAUAAUAUUUAAUGGAAAUAUUUUGAUUUCUGGAUAUUGAAAUAGAAAUCUUUGGUUAUACUCAAUUGAUAUUGACUCUUUCUCGACAAUUCCUUAUGAGUUUAAAGAGGAUAAAAGAAAGAUCCUGAUAAAUGCAGAGAGGCUAUAUUUGAUUGAAUGCCCUGGAUCAAUCUAUGAAAGCGAAGUUGGAAGUUACUCGAAUUGGAAAUGAGUAGGAAAAUCAACAAUCGGUAAUAAGUGUAUUGUUCAUAUAAUAAAGGAGGAAUAUACAUUCAGGAAGUUUAACAAUCCCCAUCAUGAUGAUAACUCCAAUGCAUUUUACAACUCAAUUUCACUCAAUUCAUGCCAAUAUUCAUCUCUUUCCUUAAGUUUUCCACGACUUCUUUUGCUUUCAAAUGUUUGGUUUGUAUAUGAUACAAUAUCCUGGAGCACUUCACUUGUAAAAAACAAAUUGAAUAUUUCAGUGAUUGAAUAA